This is a messenger RNA of Cucurbita moschata (crookneck pumpkin), 516 nucleotides long. RefSeq names its product polygalacturonase-like. Gene Ontology annotation, molecular function: polygalacturonase activity. Gene Ontology annotation, biological process: carbohydrate metabolic process. The transcript is spliced from 2 exons. The coding region runs from base 1 to 516 and encodes 171 amino acids. Lineage: Eukaryota; Viridiplantae; Streptophyta; Magnoliopsida; Cucurbitales; Cucurbitaceae. The record is from RefSeq and is a predicted model, not a curated record.
AUGAGUACGAAACAAUCGAGUUUCUUGAUUGCUACAGUUUUGAUGCUAUUAUUGUUAGAUUUUACCGUCGAUGCUCAAUCUAGUGCCGAUGUUGUUUUUUCUUUGAAAAGAUAUGGUAACAUAGUGCUUGGUACUGACAUCACGAAGGCUUUACCAAAUGCAUGGAAGGAUGCAUGCACGUUCAACCGUUCUUGUGCGAUUGUUAUUCCGGGAGGGAUAUUUAAAGUAAAGGAAGGGAUAUUUAAAGGACCUUGUAAUAGCCCAAUUCACUUUCAACUUGGAGGAACAUUGCAGGCACCAAAAAGUCUUCAGGGAAAUAAUUGGAUUACUUUUGAACGUAUUGAUAGAUUGACAUUAUCAGGUCAAGGAGUUUUUGAUGGCCAAGGAAAGGCAGCUUGGAAAAAGAAUGAUUGCCAUAAACGCAUAAAUUGUGCCCAACUCCCUAUUGUAAGCAAUAUUCCUUCAGCUUUCCUUCUCAAUCUCGGGAAUGUUGUUGUUUUUAGGCAUCUUCUCUAA